Messenger RNA from Zerene cesonia (dogface butterfly), 822 nucleotides. RefSeq names its product trypsin alpha-3-like. Gene Ontology annotation, biological process: proteolysis. The record is from RefSeq and is a predicted model, not a curated record. The transcript has 8 exons. NCBI's taxonomy places the organism in Eukaryota, Metazoa, Arthropoda, Insecta, Lepidoptera, Pieridae. The coding region runs from base 1 to 822 and encodes 273 amino acids. Gene Ontology annotation, molecular function: serine-type endopeptidase activity.
AUGACGAUGAUCCCCUUUAUAUCGCUUUCAGAUAGCGCUUCCAAAGUCAACCGUUCAUGUGAGUGCGGAAUAGCAGGGAAAAAUCGGCGGAUUGUCGGUGGUACAACUGUACAACCACAUCAAUAUCCCUGGCUGGUAUCUCUCAUGUUGGGGCCAAAACUGCAUUGUGGAGGAGCUAUCAUUACCAAUCAACACAUAUUGACUGCCGGACAUUGUAUUACAUUUGGGGUUAGCUUCCACGAUUUAACAGUCAACAUUGGUAUGCAUGACCGCCUAGGCUCCUCUUUUAGUACGCUUAGAUUAAAGAAUGGAGUAAAACACCCCGUAUUCACUUCUAAUGCAGUUCGGGAUAUAAAUGAUAUUGCUGUUCUUACCUUGGAGAAAAAGUUGAAGUUUUCAGAGAAAGUCAGACCGAUUUGUUUGCCUUCUGAAGAUUUGGACUUUAAAAAUACGCCCUUGACUGUAGCGGGUUGGGGGAAAACCAGACAAGGGGCAUUGACGUCAUCACGAUAUUUGUUAGAAACCAAAGUCAAAUUGGUUGAUGGUGAAAAGUGCAGUAAAUCCGCCAUUUAUAAGGAUAAUCUAGUAAAGGAUACUAUGAUGUGUGCUUACAGUUUAGGAAAGGACGCAUGUCAAGGUGAUAGCGGUGGUCCCUUAUUUUCAACGCACAGCAAAACUCAUAAUAAGAAAUGGUAUCACGUAGGUAUUGUGUCUUGGGGAAUAGAUUGUGCGAAACCAGAUUAUCCAGGAGUAUACACCAUCGUCUCAAAAUAUGUUUCAUGGAUUAAACAGCAAACCAAAGACGGAAUGUAUUGUAUAUAA